Messenger RNA from Aquila chrysaetos chrysaetos, 1173 nucleotides. RefSeq names its product glial cell line-derived neurotrophic factor-like. Gene Ontology annotation, molecular function: growth factor activity; glial cell-derived neurotrophic factor receptor binding; receptor tyrosine kinase binding. Gene Ontology annotation, biological process: peripheral nervous system development; negative regulation of neuron apoptotic process; positive regulation of branching involved in ureteric bud morphogenesis. The record is from RefSeq and is a predicted model, not a curated record. Lineage: Eukaryota; Metazoa; Chordata; Aves; Accipitriformes; Accipitridae. The transcript has 2 exons. The coding region runs from base 616 to 1173 and encodes 185 amino acids.
AAUAAAAGAAGACUGGGAAGAGGAAAGGAAAGGGAAAAGGAAAAUGAAAAGGGGAAAGGAAAGGAAAAGGAGAGGAGAAGGAAAAGGAAAGGGUAAGGAAGGUUUGCCUGUAGCAUGGCAAAGCCAUGCAGCCCCGCACCCCAGUCCACCCUGGCCCAGCCCAGGGACAGGUGCCCUGGUGCUGCCCAGGUGCUGGGGGAGGAUGAGCACAAGGUGACCUGGCUGCCAGCACAGGGACAUGGUCACACCCCCACGUCCCUGAUCACAGGCUCCUGGGACCUGCCUGCCCACAUCCCCCAAAGCAGCUUGCUUGGGCAUAGAGGGGCUGGAGGCCACUCUGCAUCGCCCUCUCCCACACUGCUCGUUCACUGGAGAGAGCCCAUCUCCCUUACUCUGGGAGGCGAUGGGGAUGGGAAGGUGAGCUGGGCACAGGUUGUUUCUCCCUGCUCUGUCCCCGGGCCUGGCCAGGGUGGACCAGGCUGAUCUAGGGUGUGAGGCUGCACAGUUUUGUCUCAGGGCUGGCAGGGAAGGGGGCAGGACUGGGGGAGCACAGCAGCUGAGAGCUAACCCUGCCUCACCUCUCUGCCAGGGGCCCGUGUUGGAAGGAGAUCUAAGAUGAAGUUAUGGGAUGUUGUGGCUGUCUGUGUGGUGCUGCUCAACACGGUCUCUACCUCACCCCUGCCCACUGCUAAUAUGCCAGAGGAUUAUCCAGAUCAGUUUGAUGAGGUAGUGGACUUUAUUCAAGCCACCAUUAAAAGACUGAGGAGGUCGCCGGAUAAACAGACUCCAAUUUUUUCUAGGCAGGAGAGAAACCGGCAAAACACAGCCACAAACAUAGAGAAUUCCAGCAAAAAGGGAAGGAGGAAUCAAAAGGGCAAAUAUCGAGGAUGUGUCUUAACAGAAAUACAUUUAAAUGUGACUGACUUGGAUUUGGGAUAUGAAACCAAAGAAGAGCUAAUUUUCCGGUAUUGCAGUGGAUCUUGUGAUGCAGCCGAGACCACGUAUGACAAAAUUAUAAAAAAUUUAACCAGAAAGAAAAAACUAGUCACUGACAAAGUAAGGCAAGCUUGUUGCAGACCCACAGCCUUUGAUGAUGACCUGUCCUUUUUGGAUGAUAACCUGGUUUACCACAUACUGAAAAAACAUUCCGCAAAAAGGUGUGGAUGCGUCUGA